CCACGGCGCAGGAAGGCUGAUCAUUGGUGUAAUUAAUAAGCCCGUCUCACCUAAGGCGAAAUAGCACACGCGGAGCUCGUCCCUCGGUCUAGAUGCGUGUCACGAUCCGGGGUUGUCAUCGCAAUCGAUCAUAAUUAUUUCCGAACACCGAGCGCGAGUCGUCGUCUACGAGACCCGCUGCUUCUAUAUCGUCAUACGAGCUGCAGCGUUAUCUUGUAAAGACAAUAAUUACCACCUUUUCCAUUCUUUCGUGGUCUUGCCAGACAAACUACCUGCCUGACUUCAGCAAAAUGAGUCGGCCGACACUAAUCAAACCGCCGCCCUCAUCGGAGGGCAAAGCUCCGAUUGAAGAUGUUCUUGAACUCACGGCGCUGAACGACAUCGCGCCGGAUUUGUUCACCAACACGCGCAAAGUGUGGCAUCCGCCAGGAGCCCGAGGGAUCUAUGGCGGAGCCGUCAUUGCACAAUGUCUGGCUGCUGCGCAAAAGACGGUGCCGCCCAACUUCACCGUACACAGCAUGCACUGCUAUUUCGUGUUGAAUGGCAAUGCCGAUAUCCCGAUCAUUUUUCACGUAGAGCACGUAAGAGAAGGGCGGUCCUUUGCGACGCGAACAGUGCAAGCCCGCCAGCGCGGCCAACCCAUUUUCACCACCACUCUCAGCUUCACGCGCGACGGGUCUGGCGGCAAGCAGACUGUACAGCACCAGGCACGCAUGCCCAGUGAUGUUCCUCCUCCACCUGCAGAGAACGAGGAGCCCGCUAGUAUCUUACGAGGCGUCAAAUCGCCAUUCGUGACGCAGAAAGUCAGCAUCUUCAAUAACAACAGCGAAAAUCCGGAAGAGAAGCGAACGAGGCAAUGGGUCAAAUGCCGAGGCCGGAUCAGCGAUGAAGGUGGUCAUCAGGCACACCUUUCGGCUUUGGCAUAUAUGAGUGAUUCAUAUUUCAUCGGUACUGUCGCGAGAACUCACAAGCUCAUGCGAUACGAUGCUGUCGUGCUGAAACAGGGUGACAAGUCGGCGAAGCACUUGGUUCCGCGCAGUCUGGUCGACAAGCUCAAGGAAAUGGACAUUGAAACAUUGCGAAAAUAUGAGGAGAUGGAUGAUGAGCUCAUCGAUGCUAUCAAGACACUGGAUAUCAAAGACGGCGAAAUUGUAGGAUUGAAGGAGAAGAGACCAGAGAUCGGAAUGAUGGUCUCACUGGAUCAUUCCAUCUACUUUCACAACCCGAAAGCUUUCCGCGCGGACGAUUGGAUUCUGGCAGAGGCAGAGACACCAUGGGCAGGCGAGGGUCGCGGUUUCGUCAUGCAAAGAAUGUUUUCAAGGGAUGGAACUCUCAUCGCGAGUUGCGUUCAAGAGGGUGUUGUCCGGCUCAAGCAAGAACUUGACUCGAAAUUAUAGAACUUUUGUUUCUCACGCUUGAUAUCCACUUACAAUGUCCAUUUUGCGCCUUCGGUUGCCUGUGAGAUCCACAUAUUCGUAGAAGCUUCGCAACCACAGCCAGCAUUCGCUCGGGAUUAUCUCGAACCAACGAAGUGAUGAACCCGCUUCCGAUCACCCUGACCUCACAACGCUUGCGAAACGUCGAAUCAGCGAUUUGACAAACACCGCGACCCUGUCGCAUGUACGCUGCGGUGCCUCUUUGAAACGAACGGGAUCUAUAAUCUCACAAGCCGCACUUAGCUCGGCGAUGUGGUGUACAGAGAGGCCAGAGCUUCUUGAAUCAGAAGCACCAACAAUUUUCAUGACACCGUGCGACAGUAUAUAACAGAUAUGCAAUGACGUCAAAGGUAC
Dissoconium aciculare CBS 342.82 is the source of this 1790-nucleotide messenger RNA. Its product is annotated as Thioesterase/thiol ester dehydrase-isomerase. Gene Ontology annotation, cellular component: peroxisomal matrix. The record is from RefSeq and is a predicted model, not a curated record. Gene Ontology annotation, biological process: acyl-CoA metabolic process; fatty acid catabolic process. The coding region runs from base 291 to 1397 and encodes 368 amino acids. NCBI's taxonomy places the organism in Eukaryota, Fungi, Ascomycota, Dothideomycetes, Mycosphaerellales, Dissoconiaceae. Gene Ontology annotation, molecular function: fatty acyl-CoA hydrolase activity. The transcript is spliced from 2 exons.